Spea bombifrons (plains spadefoot toad) is the source of this 2736-nucleotide messenger RNA. RefSeq names its product Rh family B glycoprotein (gene RHBG). The transcript has 10 exons. Gene Ontology annotation, molecular function: ammonium channel activity. Gene Ontology annotation, biological process: ammonium transmembrane transport; ammonium homeostasis. The coding region runs from base 101 to 1486 and encodes 461 amino acids. Lineage: Eukaryota; Metazoa; Chordata; Amphibia; Anura; Pelobatidae. The record is from RefSeq and is a predicted model, not a curated record. Gene Ontology annotation, cellular component: plasma membrane.
CGUGCAUUCGGCUUCCUCACUUCCUUGUCUCACCUGUCUCUGUUCAGCUGGCCCCGUCUCGCUCUCUCUCCUAUGGUUGUAGCUCCUACGGGGACCCACCAUGGCUAGCUACUCCACCAACAUGAGGGUCAAACUCCCUGUUUUCUGCUUGCUUUUAGAGGCUGUUACAAUUCUUCUUUUUGCUGUUUUUGUGAGAUAUGACACCGAGACGGAUGCCAGCGCCUGGCACGAUGCAAUGAAGGAGCACAACGUUACCAACGCCGAAAAUAAUUUUUACUAUCGCUACGCGAGUUUCCAAGAUGUCCACACCAUGAUCUUCAUCGGUUUCGGCUUUUUGAUGACCUUCCUGAAGCGUUACGGUUUCAGUAGCGUGGCCUUCAACUUCUUGAUUGCUGCCUUUGGACUUCAGUGGUCUACGCUGAUCCAAGGGUUCUUCCACGGCUUCCAUGAUGGCAAAAUUCAUGUUGGUAUAGAAAGCAUGAUCAACGCAGACUUCUGCACCGGUGCUAUUCUAAUCUCCUUUGGAGCCAUCCUGGGGAAGACCAGCCCAGUCCAGCUGAUUGUGAUGACCCUGUUCGAAGUCACGCUGUUUGGUAUCAAUGAGUACAUCAUCUUAAAUAUUGUCGGGGCUAAAGACGCUGGUGGGUCCAUGACUAUCCACACAUUUGGAGCAUAUUUUGGGUUGACCGUUUCUCGGGUUCUUUACAGACCUCACCUGGACAAGAGCCGGGAGAGGGAAGGCUCUGUGUACCACUCCGAUCUCUUUGCAAUGAUAGGAACGAUCUACCUUUGGAUGUUCUGGCCAAGUUUUAACUCUGCCAUCACAGCUCAUGGUGAUGACCAACAUCGCACAGUAUUGAACACGUACUACUCGUUAGCUGCUUGUACUUUGGGAACCUUUGCUAUUUCAGCUAUGGUCAACGGAGAAGGAAAACUGGACAUGGUCCAUAUCCAGAAUGCAGCUCUGGCGGGUGGUGUUGCGGUGGGAACCUCUGCUGAGAUGAUGCUGACUCCCUUCGGUGCCAUGAUUGCCGGAAUCCUGGCUGGCAUGAUCUCCACUUUUGGAUACAAACUGUUGACGCCGGUGCUGGAUUCCAAGUUGAAGAUCCAGGACACUUGUGGGGUACAUAACCUCCAUGGGAUGCCAGGGAUAUUGGGAGCCAUUAUUGGUGCAAUUGUGGCGUUCGCUGCUACGGCCGAUAUUUACGGUGAUGGGAUGGCUGAUGUCUUCCCAGCUAUUGCUGUUGGGUCCCGUACAGCUAAGCAGCAAGGUCUUCAGCAAUUAUUAGCCCUUUUAGUGGCUCUGUCAUUUGCCCUGGUCGGAGGCGUUAUUGUAGGCUUCAUUAUGAAGAUCCCCAUUUUUGGUGCUCCCUCUGAUGCCGAAUGUUUUGAGGACUCAAUAUACUGGGAGGUUCCUGGAGAGGAGGAACACAACCACAUGAUCGCCGUCAAUACAGAGGAUCACGAAGAACAGACCCGUGCAUGAUCCACAGACUAUGCUCCCUACCACCUUAUAGACUUGUCCCACAAGGGUGUCCACGGUUGACCGAUUGUUGCUGCCUCUGCAUCUAGCAGAACCCUUAUCUUCUGGAGCCAAACCAGAACUUUAAAUGUGAACCCUUACCUAUUAACAAGGAUGGACGACCGCCCAUUGUAGGACACACAGCUGACUCUGUAGGGUCUUCACAUUUUAUUAACCCCUCGUUUUUUUUGGCCAGGACAAUCGACGACGAAGAAGAUUUUCUUGCAUGUUCUACUAACACACAUUUUAAGUUUGAAACUCACGUUAUACAUUUCUUUUUUUUUCUGUAAAGCACUUCUAUUUUCCCUUUUUUUUCAAUAAAAUAUUGUUUAUGUUUUGAAGAAUAUCCAAAUUUUUUUUUUUUUUUGUCCAAGGCCUAAAACACUAAAUUGAAAUAAUGGAAUAAUUAUCUUUGAUGUAUUGCCAACAGAUAAAUGUUCUGAAAUUACGUGCCACCGGGAUUCUUAAUGCUUUGUAGCGUGGAAUCAACAGAAAACAUUGCCAAUUUUAUUUUUUUGUAACAGAAAUUGGCAUUCCUAUAGCUCUGUAGCAUUUCUGUACUAGCAAACCCCAUAUAUUUGGCAGGACCCUAAUAAUAUCAUAUGGUACAACACAAUUUUAUAUAAAUCCCCUUACAUACGACUUCACACGUAAUCCAAUUAUUUAUGACAACCAGAUUAUCUACCCACAGAGCUAUACUUACUCCAAGACUAUACAUAUUUACUGAGCCAUUAUUUAUAAUAAAUAUUAUUAUAAAUAAUAAAUAAAAACAUAUGGGCCACGAUCUCCAUUUAUUAAAGGGGGUUCAGAUGCACUAUACCUGGACUUCUGUUAUGACAUUCAUUGAUAUAUUAAAUAUAUAAUGGGUUUAGUCAACCAGGGUCUUGCGGGUGCAUGUAGCUAAUGGUUUUAUAAUAAAAAUACAUUUAAAAAUGAAAGUUGCUUUAUCUACCAAUGGCAUAUGUCACUGUGGUAUCUGGCCAGAGACUUAUGAAUUUAAAAUCCGGCAUGUAUGAAUAUUAGAAUAAUAACACUGACACCAGGUGUGAUGGGUUUAAAAAAAAUCCCUUUUGUAUUAAUUCCCAACACCUUGUUUACAGCUAAGCCUUCUGGGUAAUCACACGUCACAUGUCCCAUUACCCAGAAUACCCAGCUGUAGAACCAACUUUUAUCUUUAAGAAUUCAAAAUAAAACCUUUCCUUUUUUUAUAGCAA